This is a messenger RNA of Rotaria sordida, 909 nucleotides long. The record is from the annotation of a GenBank genome assembly. NCBI's taxonomy places the organism in Eukaryota, Metazoa, Rotifera, Eurotatoria, Philodinida, Philodinidae.
AUGCAACUCUUCCAUCUUUUAUUCGUAUUUGUUAAUAUUAAAUCAAUUUUUAGUUUAAUUAACUUCGAUUUAACUCAUACUAUAAAAUCAACUAAUCCAAUUUUUCCUGGUUUGACACCAUUUAAUUUCACACAAACUUUUACACGUUGGAGACAAGAUGAUUCAAAUGAAUAUUACUUCAUGGCAUUGAAUACAUUUAUUACAGGUGAACAUUUUGGUACUCAUAUUGAUGCACCUUAUCAUGGAUCGAAUACAUCAUGGACAAUUACACAAAUUCCAUUUGAACGUUUAGUUUCUAUUCAAGCCUUAAUUGUUGAUGUAUCAAAAAAAAGUUCAAAGGUGAAAAAUUAUCAAAUAAAAAUUGAAGAUCUUAAUGAAAAUGUUAUGCGACAAGCAAAUGGAUUUUAUGUUUUAUUAUUUUAUACAGGAAAAUCAAAAUUUUGGCCAAAUCAAGAUGCCUAUGCUGGUGGUCAUAGUAGAGAAGAACUUGAUUUUCCUGGUCUUAGUGCACAAUUAGCUUCAUAUUUAGUUGAUAAAUAUUCAGAAAAACUUGUUGGAGUUGGUAUUGAUACUUUAUCAAUCGAUCCUGGUUCUUCAAAACAUUUCUCUGCUCAUCGAAUUUUAUUUAAAAAAAAUAUUUAUGUUUUAGAAAAUGUUGCUGCACUUAAUCAUGUUCUUAAAUAUUUAUCAAAUCGACGAGAAACAUUUUUUAUAUUUGAUGUUCUACCAAUGAAAAUUGAAGAUGGUACUGGUGCACCAUGUCGACUUGUAGCACGAGUAGAAAAUUUCGAUGAUAUUAGUGGUGGACCGUUUGGUUUUCUUAUUUUUUGUCUUCUUCUUGGUAUUAUUGGUAUAGCAGCAAAAGUGAUUUAUGAUUUUAAAUUUAAUAUGGAUAAAGAUUUUGCAUAG